This is a messenger RNA of Homalodisca vitripennis (glassy-winged sharpshooter), 6121 nucleotides long. It is a transcript of the gene Mef2, whose product is annotated as myocyte-specific enhancer factor 2. Gene Ontology annotation, molecular function: protein dimerization activity; histone deacetylase binding; DNA-binding transcription factor activity, RNA polymerase II-specific. Gene Ontology annotation, biological process: cell differentiation; positive regulation of transcription by RNA polymerase II. The record is from RefSeq and is a predicted model, not a curated record. The transcript has 11 exons. Lineage: Eukaryota; Metazoa; Arthropoda; Insecta; Hemiptera; Cicadellidae. The coding region runs from base 316 to 1527 and encodes 403 amino acids.
UGUCAGUCUGUGGCCGGUUGUGUUCCGAGCGAGUGUCGCAGUCGCCGAGUUCCGAGUCUUGAUUCAUUUGCAUUUUCGCCCUAUUAAGUGCAUUUUAAGUAGCGUCUUCCAGUUUCCUCGAUUUUCAGUCAUCUGUGUAUUUUUGGUGGCGGAGUGGCGGGCUGGACUCUGAGCGGGAACAUGACACGGCACUGUGUGAUCUGUCGCGUUAGCCGCGUUAACGUUUAGUCGCCCCGCCGCUCUGUGCAAGCCGCCAGAAUUGCCACCCGUCACGGAAACAUCUUGGGGAGCCCUGGUGCCACCGCGUCGCCCGCCAUGGGUCGCAAGAAGAUACAGAUAUCGCGGAUCACAGACGAGCGCAAUCGCCAGGUGACUUUCAACAAACGUAAAUUUGGCGUUAUGAAGAAGGCGUACGAGCUGAGUGUUCUGUGCGACUGUGAAAUCGCCCUAAUCAUCUUUAGCAGUAGCAACAAACUGUACCAAUAUGCCAGCACUGACAUGGACAAGGUGCUCCUCAAGUACACUGAGUACAACGAGCCCCAUGAGAGUCUCACCAACAAGAAUAUUAUCGAGGCUUUAAACAAGAAAGAACACAAGAAUGGAGCUUGCAGCCCUGACAGUCCCGAGGGGGACUCUGAGUACCAGUUGACUCCAAGAACUGAAGCCAAAUACAACAAGAUAGACGAGGAGUUCCAGAUCAUGAUGCAGCGCACAGCUACCAGCAGGGUGGGGCAGUCCAGUUAUUCUCUGCCAGUGACAGUACCUGUAGGUUACAAUGACUCCAGCCUGCUUCAAUCGUCCCCACACAUGGGUCAAACGUCCAGUGUCAGCCCGCGGCCGUCCUCCUCCGAGGCGGAUUCUGGUGAGCUUCCGCCCCACACCCAUGACUCUUUAACCCCUUCGGCAAACAACACUUGGAGCUUCAGACUGUAUCCCCCAGGCAACAUGUUGGAGAUGAGUAACGGUUAUCCCAACUCAUCGUCUCCAGGACUGGGGGGGUCGCCGUCGCCUGGCCCUCCCCAGACCCACCAGCUCCACAAGCCCCCCGGACCAAUGCCUCCCAAACACUCAUCGCCAGCCCCCCCUCGUGCCAACCUUAGGGUCGUCAUACCGAAUCCUCAUGAAGAGGCUACGGGGGUGGGGACGUCUGCUCUCAAUACUCCUGUCGUCGCUCUCCAGACCCCCCUCGGCUCGUAUCCUGGACUCUUCACGGACCUCAACACUACGGACAUGGGACUCGCUUCCGCACUUAGUUGGACUACUUCCUCCAUAGCACACUCCAGUGGGUUGCCGCACCUGGGAGUGAGCAGUUCCCCGCCGCCCAGUUCUCCAUCUCCGAGAGCUGUGCGGAUCAAGAGUGAACCGAUCUCACCUCCGCGCGACCACACUCUCAGUCAUCACCUGCCUCACCCUCUCUCUUCACAUCACAUACCCACAGGGCCUCUUGGAAGUUCGCCCGGGGAUCCAAGGCAUGACUACGACAAUGGCCCUGUGAGCAAGAGGCCACGAGACAGCUGGGCCACAUAGCCACUAUGUCCCUCCCUUCUCUCCUCUUCUAUGAUGCAGUGAGGUACGAGGGAGGCUAAGUGAAGUGAUAGUGCCAUGGACAGUCCAAGUGUUAGUGCUCGUGAGAACAUUCCGGAAGUGUCCACCCGCAUAUACCCACUACCUUGGUCCAGACUAAAAGUCGCCUAUUGGUCGGAGAACAGAUGUUCUCAAACGUUUUACACGUGUUUGGCGAGCAUUUUAUCAAAAGUUAUACAGAAAUUUUGUUUAGUUAUUUGUAUAUUGUAAACUAUAAGUUUUGUUACAUAGUUAUUUUUAUAUAUUUUAAUUUUACAGUUUAUCUAAUGAAGUUGUGCAAUUGUCAACUAAUCAUGUUUAAACCCGUUGUGGGCAAAUAGUUGUGCUGUAGGAAAGCCUGGUUAGCGAAAAGCAAAGUAACAUUUAUUGCAGUUUUGUUUGAGAACAAACAAAGGAAAAAUGAACCUCCUGAGGUCUAAAAACAGCAUUUUCUCUGUAAAUAGUUUUAUAUUGAUUUGUGGUACGUGACUGAUAAUGAUAAUAUUUUGUUUUUAUAAUGCUUGUAGGACUUGCAUUCAAAAUUGUGUUUUAAAAUCAAUCUACACAACAUGAAAUAUGUUGAAUUCUGUGUUCUUGUACAGACGCAACCAUCAAGGCCUCAUCAUUGAGAAGAAUCGGGGAAUAGCAAAACCAGUUAUUAUGCUAUAGGGAAACUGUGUUUCCUAGUACAUAAAGCAGGGGGUUAAGAAAGAACGAGCUCUUGGUCCUUAAUUGAUUUUGUGUUGUUUCCCAGUUGCUUCUUCAUGUGGUUGUGUCAGUAAAAUUACACAAGUAUGUACUUUUUUAGCUACAUAUAUAGUAAUACAGAAUGUUCCAUGCCAACAGCUGGAGCAUUUUAUUAAAGCUCUGUUUUUAUUGCUUGUUUCUGCACCUUAUCCAGAUUACAAUUGGAUAGAUGAUGUUAAAUAAUUUAUUUCCUUGAGUCAUUCUGAAAAACAAAGAACGUUUGAGUUUCAAAAACAUUUUUACCUACAUUUUGUUGCUGUAUAUUCUAUUUAUUUACAAUCAGUUGCUUAUAGAAAUAUUAAAUUUCUAUAUGAGAAGUUGAAAUUAAAUUCGGUUUUUUAUGCUGUCUCCUGUUACACCCAGAUAAUUUCUUAGUAACUAGUGCUACUGGCAACAAGCCAACGCAAUACACCAAUUUAACCUAAAAGUUACCAAAAUGUGAAUGAGAAAUUAUCGCACAACUAAGUGGCCACAGAUUGUUAUAAAUUAGAAUAUUAAAUAGUUUUAAUCAGAGUGGAGAGAUAACAAAUUGGUGAACUGUGUGGAAGUAGAUAUAGUGAAGUAGUCUGGACCCAUCACAAUUGACAUCACCGUAACGUGGCGUAACACGUCAUGCCGUGACAAGACGUCACAUCAGACUGAUUUAUAUUCCACAGUGUAUCAUUAAACAGCUGUUCAAGUGUCCUCUAGGCCGUAAACAUGUUAACACGAUAUUCUCUGUGUAAUUGUUCAAUGUCUGCCAACUGAAAUGUCGUCUUAAUGUGUUUAUCGGUGUCUUACGCAAUUUAUAUUCUAUGUUCAGUGUCAGUUGUUGAUAUCUGGAUCUAUUUUGGAUAGAUGAAUGGUUGAAAUAUUUUAUUUACUUUUAAAGUGAUUGAAAAGUACAUAUAUAUUUAUAGAAAAUGCCUAUUGAAGAUUAUAUAGAAGUUAUAGGAUUUCAGAGUAGAGAGAUAAUAUAUAUAUUAUAUAUACAAACAAUUUGUAAUAAUAGAAAAGCCCGUUAUAAGUCACUGUAGGUUGUGUUUUAUAUAAACUUGAUCCAUAACACCAAAACGUGUUAAUAGUCAAGUUUGCGUUUUAUUAUAUGUAAGGGAGAACUGUAUGGUUCAGUAUAUAUGUUUGUUGUAAUUUUUCAGUAUUUAUAAAUUAAUUUAUAAAUGAUUUAUAUUUUGAAAAAAUGUUUUAUAAAUUAAGUAAGUCUAUAGAGAUUCAGUGAACUGUGUGACAGUGUUUACUUCAUAUAAACACAUUUGAAAUAACAAUUUAUUUAAUAUUAAAUUUGUUGCACAUUUUUAAUUGAUAUUUGCCCAUUCAAUAUUCCUAAAGUACUGUUUGUUGUUUUAUGAAAGUUAUAGCGUUCUGUAAAAUUGUCAGUUGGUUUUGUUACUCUUGUAAAAUAAUGUUUGUUUUAUGGAAGACCGUAUUAAAAAUAUUCUAACAUUUACAAUGGGCAGUUAUACAAAUGAAUGAGCCGUAGUCUGUACGAUAUACCACUGCUCAACAGGUAUGUACUGUAGGAACCAUGCACUUGUACAUAGGUGUCGUGUGGAUGUGAGUGUACUGCUUCACUCCCGAUGUCAUGUAGCCUUACACAGUGCCUAUCUUCCUCACACCGUUGUGACACUCAGCCAUGUUGUGUGCCUUAUGGCUCAACAAGUAAGCAGUGGUGUGCACAAUUCAUGUGUAAAUCCUCAAAUUUUCUCUCAUUGUAUGUUUUGUAGGUUGUAAAAAAAUUGUGCUGUGUCUUGAAAUUGUAGUAGUUAAAAUGAAAAAAAAAAAUUCUGCUCAUGUAAAUUUUAAGAGGUAGAAAUGUUUAGUUCCGUUUUUCAAUAGAGUUUUCUAUAAUUGUCUGUUAUAAGCUUCCGAUUUGAAUUUUAAGAACGAAUUUUGGGAUCAGAAAUUUAAACUCCCAUGUAGUAGGUCUGACAAAGUGGGUUAGUGAGUUAACCGAUUUUUUUUUAAGUUAGAGUGAAAGAGAAUGAAGGGGUUAGGUCUAGGCUAGGAUGGAUGUGUGUCACAGCGUUUUCACUCUCUGUGCCUUCCCCCUCACGCGGACGCAAUCAAGUCACAGUUACAGUAGUCUGGUCGUCUGUCUGUCUGUCUGUCUUCCACCAGGAACCUUCCAGGGGAUCAGUAUGUGUCAGUGUUACCCUUAUCUGUUAUCUUGUUGUGUACCGUACAUAAAUAUAUAAAUAUAUAUAUAUAGCAGAGAUGUUGUUCCUCGAUGGAUGGUGCUAGUUGUUGGUGUUUAUUUGUUCAAUGUGCUGUGAUGGCGUGAAACAGGGUCUCCGAUGUACAAAGGUCCAGUGCCAUGCAGCCUUAAAUGUUGCCAUUAUUAAGUUUGUUCCGUUACCUUCACAGAUUUCUUUGUUUCAGACUGUGUUGAUAGAUUGGUCGUAUUGGUUUAUUUAUUAAAUGUUAAUUCUUAAAAUUAUAGAAUUUUUGGUAUUUUAAAAUGAAACUGAAGAGGUUUUUCUCCAAAGUAAAAAGAGAUGUGUACGAGUUAAGUCAUGGCACAAUGCCAAGUGAAUUGGCAGUUGUAUCAGAUGUUAAUCUUCUGUCAUUAUCAGUUAAGUCUGUUGUACUUUUAGAUUUAUAUUGUGUUAUUUCCAACUGUUACAGAUAUUAAGUCAUAGAAAAGUUGUUUCAACAGAGCAAAGUACAGAUGUUUCCAUUUGUGAAAUAAAACUAUUUAUUAUACAGGUUUAAAUUGAUCUUUAAAAGUUAUUUUAAUAUGUAUAUGACAGAGCAUUUUAACCUAAUGUUAAUAGUUUAAGUCACAGUGCAUCACAAUAAUUUUUAACGAGUGUACUACAAUUCAAUUACUGUAAUUGAUUCAUAUUAUUUUAUUUUGCUGGCCGGUAUGCCCUAAGAUUUGGCAUUGUGGAUGUAAAGAUAUUAUUAUGAUAAAAAAAUUAACAUAUCCAUGUAUUGAAAGUACGUAUUGUUGUUAUGUCCUCGUUAUACUGUACAACCGACCAGCCUUUUGGCGCAGUAGUCAAUUGUAGGAGAAGCUAUUGUUUUUAUAAUACUUUAUAUCACAGAUGCAGGAUGUUAUAUAGAAAGACAAUUAGUCGUUAGCUGUUAGUGCUCCUCGGUGCAGGCUUUCUGUGCUGUAGCACUCUACAUCUACAUUGUUGUGUUGUAGCUCACUCUGCAUUCUACUCCUGUACAUAUUAGAACCACUCGCUCACCACACUGCUACUGUUGGUAGUGGGGGGUAAGUGUUCUCGCUUCUUCAUAACAAGCCAUUAUUAUAUCAUAAAGUAACAUUUCUAGUGAAAUAUUGUUCUCGAUAGAGCGUUUGUUGUUAAUUUUAACUCGUUACUUUACACUUAGUUUGUUGACAUUGUAAGAAAUCUGUUUACACGUUAUAACGAUGUAAUUUAUUUUGUUAGCUCAUCAAAAGUGUAUUUUUGAUGUGAGCCGAUUGAUAUUACUGUAUAAUCAAAACUAUUUAUUACUUUGUUGAUUAAUAUCUUAACGUUGACAAUUAGGUUAUUCACACAAGCUCUACGACCACAGUCGUCCGUGUUGUCGAUAGCUUUACGCCUGCACCAGAGGCCAACCUACCAAUCAAAUGUAGUGUCAUAUUGGGAGAAGUGUUGUACAUAAUGUGUAUUGUAGUGUACUAUAUUUUUACUGGCAGUUACUGUUGCAUGCCGGAAGAUAUCAUUCUGGGCUGACUGUGCAAUAUCGAGUAGAGAGUGAUUGUCAAUACUAUUCUAUUAUUUGUAGCUGGUUUAAUUAAACAUAGAUAUAAUUAUUUGUUACAUAAUGUUUGAAAGGAUUAAAUAUAAGAAAAUACUAA